AAUAUUUAAAUUUUACAUUUUAUAACUAAGGUUAAAUCUUUAAGUUCGCGUCGGCCCCAACACCAAAAAAUUGUCAGAUUUGAGAAUGUAAAAGAAGAAAAUUAAAGAAUAUGGGAUCUGUGUUACUUUUAAUGUAACUCUCAACAUUCAAGAGUAGGAAAGUAGUAAGGCGAAAUAUAGCACGCCAUUCGUUCCAUAUACAAUAAGACUAGGCAAAUUAUAAAUGGUCAGUGUUCACGGUCCAUAUGUGACAUUUUAUUGUAAUCUACACGUUUGACCUUGAACAUCUUAUCUUACAGCUGUUUUGAUAUUAAAUUCUUUUUACAACAGUUUCGUAUUUUUUCUAGAUUUUAAGCGCAGUAAAUGAUCUUGAUGCUAUAGUUGUAUAAUAAGUGAGAUAGUUUGAUUGCUAUUUAGUAUAAAAUGUCUAACAAUAAAGUGGCUAUAGUGACCGGUGCAAAUAAAGGAUUAGGUUUUCCUUUGGUAAAAGAAUUGUGUGAAAAACUUGAUGGAAUAGUUUACUUGACUUCGCGUGAUGAGACGAGAGGUAUAGAAGCUUGUGAAAAAAUUAGAAAAAUGGGUUAUUAUCCUAAAUAUCAUCAAUUAGACGUAGGGAAUAGCAACAGUGUGGUAAAAUUAACGUCUUUUAUUUGUAAAGAAGAGCAAAAAGUCGACUUAUUAAUUAAUAAUGCCGGUAUACUAUUUCUUAAAGAUGCUAAAGAAUCAAAAUACAUUCAAGCUAAACAGACAAUAUUCAUAAACUUUACAGCAUUAGUUAAUUUCACUGAAGCAAUGUUACCAUUUAUUGUGGAUGGCGGGAAAAUUAUAAACAUAUCAAGUUCUUCAGGACAUUUAUCGCGAAUACCGUCUGAAAAACUGAGCGAAAAAAUAAAAUCACCAAAUUUAACUUUAAUAGAAUUACAAAGUCUAAUGAACGAUUAUUUAGAGGCUGUGAAAGAAAACAAGGAGAUCGAAGAUGGUUGGGGCGACUCGCCGUAUGUUGUUUCGAAGGUUGGCGUGAAUGCUUAUACAUUUUUGUUGAACAGGAGGCUUGCAGAUAGAGGCAUCAAGGUAGACUGCGUGCAUCCAGGCUAUGUAAUAUCAGACAUGACACGAGGUUCUGGAAACGUAUCACCGGAUGAAGCUGCCAAAGUUGUGGUGAAAGUCGCGCUAGACUCUGAGAGUGGUGGUAGAUACUUCUGGCACAAUGGUGAUGUGGUACCGUGGGAUGGACCCGAUCCUAGAGGAUAUAUUGACGGCAAAAAGUGAUGACACAAAUGAACUGGAAAGGCACAUAUAGACAGUAAUUGUAACAAAAUCAUUCAUGAUAUUUUCGCUGUUUUAUUUUUCUUAGUUGACAUUAAUAAAAUUAUG
This is a messenger RNA of Papilio xuthus (Asian swallowtail), 1374 nucleotides long. RefSeq names its product carbonyl reductase [NADPH] 1. Gene Ontology annotation, molecular function: carbonyl reductase (NADPH) activity. Lineage: Eukaryota; Metazoa; Arthropoda; Insecta; Lepidoptera; Papilionidae. The coding region runs from base 424 to 1269 and encodes 281 amino acids. The transcript is spliced from 2 exons. The record is from RefSeq and is a predicted model, not a curated record.